Molecule: messenger RNA, 2581 nt
Organism: Haliotis rubra (blacklip abalone)
Lineage: Eukaryota; Metazoa; Mollusca; Gastropoda; Lepetellida; Haliotidae
Exons: 14
Coding region: 1-2544 (847 amino acids)
Biological process (GO): positive regulation of kinase activity; protein phosphorylation; multicellular organism development
Cellular component (GO): signaling receptor complex
Molecular function (GO): transmembrane receptor protein tyrosine kinase activity; ATP binding
Source: RefSeq, a predicted model, not a curated record
AUGGCCAGCCAGUCAAGACAUGAAUCCUAUGGAGCAUUUGUGGGACAUUUUGGGACGUUACAGUUGACCUUCCAUGUUUCAAGUGGUGGCUACCGAAGACUGAUCGGAUCAAGAACUGCAGCCACACAGCAUUAUACGGGCACUCAGGCUACCAGUACUGUAUCUUUCAAUCUUGACAUGAUAAAACCCGUGUUCAACGACCCCGAUGAUGCUUUUCAAGUUCACCCAGAAUUCACAAAACAACCAAUAAACAUACAAUGGGAUGCAUGGAGGGAUUCACAAUCUGGAUUGGACAAGUACACAUGGGAAGUCUUCAAACUUGAACCCAGUCAGAACGGAAGCUUGACGGAAGUGGACAAACUGAGACCCGUUGUUCACAGAGAAGUUGACCAUACUGAACCAAUCGGCUAUCCUCUUCCCUAUGCCCCAGCCAGACCAGGGAUGUAUUCUUUUGUCCUUGAAGCUGCCGACAAGGCCAAUAACUCUGUAUACAUGAGAAGGUUUGCACUGUAUGACAGAGAGUCGGCAGUGACCACGGAUCCAGCCAAUGCCCUGUACAUAUCGUCAGCUGUGCAAGACCAUGGCUUCCAGUGGAUGACCGAUGCCUCAACGCCAAUAAUCACCAACUGGCAAGAUCAUUUUCUUAAUUAUGUCCAUGAAAGUGGUAAAUUCCUCAACAGCAUCCUCCCCUUCCGUGUGAAGAUUGUGGAAAACCCACCAAUCUAUAAAGAAGUACCUGAUACAAAUGAUGAUAAUUAUGGCAGAAGAACCAGAGCGGCUAUCCCCAAUGUACGGGGCAUUGUGAGAUUUGAGUGGACGCAUGCCGUCAACAAGAGUGGAGGCAGAGCGCACCACACACCAGUAAAUUGGAAUGAUAUCUCCGGUCUGAACACAACAAACCAAACAACAGUUGCUGGUGUUACAAGCGGAACCACCGUUACUGUGUGGGUAAGAGCCCGGGACAUUCUUGACAACAGGAACGUGGACUCGACAAGUGUAACCUACGACUUCACCGAACCAGAGUACAGUUUGAUGACAUUCAACAAAAAUGAAAAAUCCAACAUUCCCUUCAGCUCCGGUUUAACGGUGACCGCACACGAUCCAGAGAGUGGACUCGACCAUCUUGAGGUCAAGGUAUUCAAUACAGAAGAUGGCGACCUACUCAGGGCAAACAAUGUAUCCGUUCCAUCUAUCCACCCGCUUUACUGUACAGACAGGGUACACGACUGCUACUGCCCAAACGCCCUGAGCGUGUGUUAUAAACGGAUCAAUAAAGUCUACAUCAGCAACUGCUGGCUGAUGGUGGCCAAGAACGCCCUAGCGACUGCCCAGGUUCGACUGCAGGUGCGCGUUGUCAACAGGGCGGGGCUGAAGAGCUCCACAUAUGAGGAACAAGUGUCUGAUACCCUUAUUAUGAUCAAUUCUGGUCUCUUGCUAGUAAUCCUGAUAGUGCUGGCAGUUGCUGGAGUCGGAUUCUUUUUGUGGAGGACUGGAAGAAUGCAGAAACUGAUCAGAGGACGCCAGAAGAGAUAUGGUGAACCAGAGGCUCCCGCGACAGGAAGGACGACCAAUAACAUUCGCCCUCCAAAGAACACAGCGUGUUACGACAACAUGACGUACACACCUGAAGAUGACAUCUACGUCUACGGCGGCAUGAGCUUCACGGCGAAGCAGCCAGGGUACAUGUCGAAAGAUCAGCUGUCACUACUGGAGGAGAUUCAAACUGGAAGAUUUGCACGAAUUUUCAAGGCUUCUUACAAGACUGGCAAAAAGUCACACGAGGCGGCGGCAAAGGUCCUCAAAGGCACGCCUGACGAGGAUAGUAAUUUACUGAUGAUGGCCAAAAUCAACUUCGCUGCAACAAGGGUCGGGGAACAUUCCAACGUGCUGAAAUUCAUCGGCGCAGUCGUUGAUAAUGAUGCGUUGGGGCCGGUGUUGGUGUUGGAGUACUGUGAAAAUGGUCCGCUGGACAAGUGGCUGACCUCUAGACAGGACAAAGUGAAUCUUGAAGUUCUGGAGCAGAUUCAGACAUUUGUCUUAGGCAUUGCUCGGGGUAUGGAGUAUCUCGUUAGUAAAGAGGUUGUCCAUCGCAAACUGGCUGCUCGCAACUGCCUCUUGACAAGCACAAAUGAAGUGAAGGUCAGUGGAUUCGGACCAAGUCGCAUGGAAGACGCCAGUGCGGAUGAUGCCUCCAAAGGGGAUCGAAUCCCUGUGAAGUGGACGGCGCCAGAAUGUCUUCAGUCUCUGAAGGGAGCCAAUGAGAAGAGUGACAUCUGGUCCUUUGGGGUGACUAUGUGGGAAAUCCUCAGCAUGGGCCAGAUCCCUUACGGUGAAAUGAGGAGCCGAGACCUGCCGACCCAGCUUAAGAAUGGUUACAGACUCUCGAAGCCGGAAUACGCUGAAGACGUCCACUACAGUCUGAUGCAAAGCUGCUGGAAAGAGAAACCAGAGGCCCGGACUACUUUCGCGGAUGCAGUGGGGAAACUGGAGGCCUCAUUCGGUCUGAGACCCACUUCCGGAAUGAUGUAUUACUACUCGAAAUAGUCGACCUCUUGGGCAGCGUUUUGACUACAGUGUUUCG